Phacochoerus africanus (Common warthog) is the source of this 3475-nucleotide messenger RNA. RefSeq names its product FGR proto-oncogene, Src family tyrosine kinase (gene FGR). Gene Ontology annotation, biological process: integrin-mediated signaling pathway; cell differentiation; innate immune response. The record is from RefSeq and is a predicted model, not a curated record. The coding region runs from base 277 to 1860 and encodes 527 amino acids. The transcript has 13 exons. Gene Ontology annotation, cellular component: extrinsic component of cytoplasmic side of plasma membrane. NCBI's taxonomy places the organism in Eukaryota, Metazoa, Chordata, Mammalia, Artiodactyla, Suidae. Gene Ontology annotation, molecular function: signaling receptor binding; ATP binding; non-membrane spanning protein tyrosine kinase activity.
GCAAAUUCUCCCCGUCGGCACAGCCACCGCCACCGCGGCUGCACUAAGAGACGUCCGAGGCGGCUUCUUCCUCCCUGCCCAGAGCGGGCGGCGGUCAGCACCCCAGUUUCCUCACCCCCACCCCCGUCGGCACUCGUGGCUGCUGGGAGCCCGGCUAGCUCACCCUGGGGUCGGUCGGAAGCGAACUCCCCUGGGAGCAGGUCUCCGGCCCCUCCCAAGGACCAUGCCGCAGCCCCACUGACCCAGGAGUCGGGGCCUGAGGGCAGGGCACGUGGAAUGGGCUGUGUGUUCUGCAAGAAGUUGGAGCCGGGGCCCAAGGAGGAUGGUGGCCUGGAAGGCGACUUCAGGGGCUAUGGGGCUGCAGACCACUAUGGCCCUGACCCUACCCAGGGCCGGCCUGCAUCCUCCUUCUCCCAUAUCCCCAACUACAACAAUUUCUCCCCUCAGCCAGCCAGCCCCGCCUUCCUCGAUGGGGCCACCAUCAGGGGCAUCUCAGGGACCGGGGUAACCAUGUUCAUUGCCCUUUAUGACUAUGAGGCCCGAACAGAGGAUGACCUCACCUUCACCAAGGGCGAGAAGUUUCACAUCCUGAACAACACUGAGGGUGACUGGUGGGAGGCUCGGUCCCUUAGCUCCGGACAGACUGGCUACAUUCCCUGCAACUACGUGGCCCCUGUGGACUCCAUCCAGGCUGAAGAGUGGUACUUUGGAAAGAUCGGGAGGAAGGACGCGGAGAGGCAGCUGCUCUCCCCGGGCAACCCCCGGGGGGCCUUUCUCAUUCGGGAGAGCGAAACCACCAAAGGCGCCUACUCCCUGUCCAUCCGGGAUUGGGACCAGGCCAGAGGCGAUCACGUGAAGCAUUACAAGAUCCGCAAACUGGACACUGGCGGCUACUACAUCACCACAAGGGCCCAGUUUGAUUCGGUGCAGGAGCUGGUGCAGCACUACCUAGAAGUGAAUGAUGGGCUGUGCCACCUGCUCACGGCAGCCUGCACCACCAUGAAGCCGCAGACGCUGGGCCUGGCCAAGGACGCCUGGGAGAUCAGCCGCAGCUCCAUCGCUCUCGAGCGCCGGCUGGGCACCGGCUGCUUCGGGGAUGUGUGGCUGGGCAUGUGGAACGGCAGCACGAAGGUGGCGGUGAAGACGCUGAAACCGGGCACCAUGUCCCCGAAGGCCUUCCUGGCGGAGGCGCAGAUCAUGAAGCUGCUGCGGCACGACAAGCUGGUGCAGCUGUACGCCGUGGUGUCGGAGGAGCCCAUCUACAUCGUGACGGAGUUUAUGUGCCACGGUAGCUUGCUGGAGUUUCUCAAGAACCGGGAGGGCCAGGAUUUGAGGCUGCCGCAUCUGGUGGACAUGGCAGCCCAGGUAGCUGAGGGCAUGGCCUACAUGGAGCGCAUGAACUACAUCCACCGAGACCUGCGGGCAGCCAACAUCCUUGUGGGGGAGCGGCUGGUGUGCAAGAUCGCUGACUUCGGGCUGGCUCGUCUCAUUGAGGAUGAUGAGUACAACCCCCAGCAAGGGACCAAGUUCCCCAUCAAGUGGACAGCCCCAGAGGCUGCCCUCUUUGGCAGAUUCACCAUCAAGUCAGAUGUGUGGUCCUUUGGGAUCCUGCUCACUGAACUCAUCACCAAGGGCCGAGUCCCCUACCCAGGGAUGAAUAACCGGGAAGUGCUGGAACAGGUGGAGCAUGGCUACCACAUGCCAUGCCCUCCAGGCUGCCCAGCAUCUUUGUAUGAGGCCAUGGAACAGACCUGGCGUCUGGACCCAGAGGAGAGGCCGACCUUCGAGUACCUGCAGUCCUUUUUGGAGGACUAUUUCACCUCCACAGAACCGCAGUACCAGCCUGGGGAUGAGACAUAGCCUGUUUGCGUAUCUACCAGCUCUCUGGGUGUGCCCACCAGCCCCUUCCAAUCCCCAGGGCUCUGGUCCCAAAGCCCCCAGGCCUAGAACCUUGUAGAGUCCUGGUGUGUCUGAGCAAGCCAGUUGCUCUGGCACCAUCUAGGGCAACCUAUUCAUUUGAAAGAUGGGGCAAAUCGAGGCUCAGAGAUCAUUCCUCACCCACUCUGGCCCCAAGCACUAUUUCUCCCUUUCCCACUUAAGCCCCUGUAGGCCUCUAGCCUCCCUACCUGCACCCCACCCCCAAAAAGAAAUGCUGAGAUCUUGUCUAGUUAUUUAUAAAACUGUGUAUCCUUUCUCUCCCUUAUCUCCGGUCCCUGCUUUGGUACCCUGUCAUACCACCCUGGUCCACGCUCCCGGAAUUCACUUCCUGCUCAGUUCGCUCUUGUCUGUAAGUUACAAAGACAGGGAAAGUCUCUGCCAGAUCCCUUUCCUGCUGCAUGGACGCUCUAGUCCAGGACUAAGGUCCAAGCUCAGGACUAGGGAGAGGGUUGCUGAGGGCUCAUCACCUCUUGGAAACAUAUGUGUGUUGAUUGAUUCUGUAAAUAAGAAAAAUGACAGUAUGAAUCCUUGAGCCAUGAAAGCCCCUUCCUUUGGGAGGGAUGAUGGUUGGUGGAGGUGAGUGGAGCUGCUUUGGCUGCUGGGAGGAAGGGGAGGUGAGUCACUGCUGCACUGGGCCACCAGUUACUAAGCACUGACUCUGUGAAGGGCCCUUUGCUAGGCAGGACCCUGGGAAACAGAGAUGUGAAUAAGACCUGUCCCUGUCCUGGAGGAGUUCAAAGACAGCCUAGGGAGAAAUAAUAGUAAUAAUAAUAACUUAUUAAUCAAGCAUCUGAAUUGAUGCCAGAUGUGUUUACAUCCAUCUUUUCAUUUAACCCAGUCCUGAAUCUGGCUCUAUGCCUAGCUCCCCAUUUACAGAUAAGGAAACUGAGGCCUGGGGUCAGGGGUUACAUGAUGUACCCAGGUCACACAGACCUUUGUGACAAAGCUGAGAUUUGUACCCAGGUCUCACAGAGCUGGGGUUUGCUCUUUCUACUAGACCUCACUGUCUCUGGGCUUUGGGGAAGGAUCCUGUCUGCUGCAGGUGGAUGUUUGGGGAUCUUUCUCCCUGAAGAUAUUGGUAGAAAGUUUCCUCAGAACCCCCCCCACCAAGUUGAAUGACCUAAAAGAAGGGGAAUGAGGUGGCCAUUGCAGCUUGAGAGUUCCCUGUGCUCAGCCAUGUGCUGGGGUUUGCUGAGAGGGAGCAGUAAGAUGGGGAAAAGCCAAGUGACUGCUUAGGGGAGUGGUCACAGGGGUGGGAGCCUUAGCUCUGCCCAUGUCAACUGUCAGGGGCCAAGGCUUUUAGAAGGCUAUGGUCUCUGGCCAGCCCAACUCACCAGAGCCUGGUGCAUAAACCAGAGACCCAUAUUUCCACCUGCGGUGGGAUAACCAGGUAAGAGCACAGCCCCGGAGCUGGGGGGCCAUUGUGACUCUUGCCUCUAUGACUCGCUAGUUGUGCCAUUUUGUGCAAGGCUCUUCAUCUCUACAAGCUUUAAUUUCUUCACCUGUGAAAUGGCAAUAAAAUGCACAAUACACAUUA